GUACCAACCAAAGACAGACAUCAAAACUGUCAAAACCCUCAGAUGGUCCCUCUAAGAAAAAUCAAGCUGAGUCUGAGAGGUUGCCGCCCACACAAGCUGCUCUCCAUCAAGCCAUACUGAGAGUGCAUUACCAGCUUCUUGUUUGGAACAACGAUCAUGUAGCAAACCCGGUGUUGCCCUCACCAGAAGGCUAUGGAUGGCAAGAUGAAGAUGGAAAGUGGGUACCAGUCAUGACAAAUCUUCCACCAGUUCCAGAGGCAAUUAAACAGCUUGUCCGAUGCAAGUGCGCCAAGUCCCGUUGCUCUAACAACCGUUGUCAGUGUCAAAAAGCCGGACUUGUCUGUACUGAUCUCUGUCUGUGCUCUGAAGAUUGCCAGAACGAGUAUGCUGAGAGUGAUGAUGAGUAUGAUGAAGACGAAGUCGAACAGGAAAUUUCAUAG
Molecule: messenger RNA, 440 nt
Organism: Pocillopora meandrina
Lineage: Eukaryota; Metazoa; Cnidaria; Anthozoa; Scleractinia; Pocilloporidae
Source: the annotation of a GenBank genome assembly